CUUAGUACUGUUUACACUCGAUUGCUGUCAUGCUGGAUAACGCUGGUGUGUGGUACUUUUCUUAUGUGUACUUCUAGCAUUUUCCAUGGCAGCUUCAAUGAUACCUCCGGCAGCUUUAAAUCUUAAACAGUUUCUACAGCGUCAAAAGGUCCUCAGUUUGUACAGGAGUAUUUUACGAACUAUCAGAAAAGUUCCCGAUAAAGAAGACCAGCAAUAUUUGAAAAAUUGGGCAAGAGAAGAGUUCAAAAGGAAUAAGAAUGUCAAGGAAGAGGACGUAAUUCGAAUGAUGCUCACUCAAGGCAGACGACAGCUUGAGGACCUUACUAGGACACUUCAGCUAGCUCAGAGCAGUUAACUGCAUUCACGUCGUUCAGGCUGCCAUGAGGGGUACCUGGAGGAACCACAAAGAUUACAGAUAUAUGUUGAGAGAAGCCCAGAUCUGACACUGAUGCAUGUUCAAGCAGCUAUCUCAGGUGGCACAGUGGUUAUGACCUAUGGAUUUGCAUUCAAGAUCUAAAGUGGCAGGAAAGUGUAUUGCAUUGAACCUCUUGAAUAAUGCAUGGAUGUGUUUUGGAUGCAUUGAUGCAUCCAGAGGGGACUGGGCAGUCUAAUGGUCUGGAAUCCCUACAGAUUUAUUUUUUUCUUCAGCCGUCUGGAGGUUUU
Messenger RNA from Polypterus senegalus (gray bichir), 663 nucleotides. RefSeq names its product LYR motif containing 2 (gene lyrm2). The record is from RefSeq and is a predicted model, not a curated record. Bases 86 to 355 code for a protein of 89 amino acids. The transcript has 4 exons. Gene Ontology annotation, cellular component: mitochondrion. Lineage: Eukaryota; Metazoa; Chordata; Cladistia; Polypteriformes; Polypteridae.